UGGAAAAAUCCCUAUUUCUGGCUUUUCACAACUGCAAUUUUUCUUUUUGUUUUUUAUUCUGUUACUGCUUGAGGAUACUAAGCUUUUUGCUUUGAAAAGCCUUGUUCUUCGAGAGAAAAUGAAGGUUCCUUCAAAUCGAAUGCUGGAGAUUCUCAUCUCCAGCUACUUACAAUGUCUGAAGCAGAAAUACUGCCUCUUGCUGAUUGUGUCUGGUGUUUCUGCUUUCUUCUUCAGCCAACAGCUAAUAGCACAAGUGUUAAUAUCUAAACAAUUUUGGUAACAUGUCACUCUCCAAUACCUGAUCUAAUCCCUUAAAACUAACGACUUUCA
Ascoidea rubescens DSM 1968 is the source of this 330-nucleotide messenger RNA. RefSeq lists its product as uncharacterized. NCBI's taxonomy places the organism in Eukaryota, Fungi, Ascomycota, Saccharomycetes, Ascoideales, Ascoideaceae. The record is from RefSeq and is a predicted model, not a curated record. The transcript has a single exon. Bases 119 to 280 code for a protein of 53 amino acids.